Messenger RNA from Esox lucius (northern pike), 4520 nucleotides. Its product is annotated as multiple PDZ domain protein. Bases 399 to 4406 code for a protein of 1335 amino acids. NCBI's taxonomy places the organism in Eukaryota, Metazoa, Chordata, Actinopteri, Esociformes, Esocidae. The transcript has 31 exons. Gene Ontology annotation, molecular function: protein binding. The record is from RefSeq and is a predicted model, not a curated record.
CAGGUGUCAUGCGCAUGCGGUGGCUUGAGCGUCAUUCACGGUGUGAACGGAUGGUCACACUUCUUGAAACAGUUAUCAUCGUAUUUUUAGAGAUUGCGUUGUGUUUGUAUGUAGGGUAAAAACAUACAUUUGCUGCCAAGCUGUUUAUUAAUUGUAUAUUUUAAUAGCUCCCAAACGGACUUGAUUCUGAUAUUUUCCUGGAGAACACGGACUUCUCGGGAACCUGUUGAUUGCCGUGUGUGGUAGCCCACCGAAUCGGCAAUGGAGCCUUGAGUGGCCUGGACUGGGGGUGUUCAUUAGUGCACACAGUUGAAAACGGUCGCGAAAACGUUUCGCAACGGAAAACCUAUUGCUACGGUUCAGAGAGUGCAGGAAACUGAUCGGGACAACGGGCACACAUGAUCACUCUCAACCACAUGGUGAAGACCUACAUCCAAGCAAAGAUGGAGGCCAUGGAUGCACAGAGAGCCUUGGAGGCAGUGGAGAGGCUGCAGGCCAAGCUGAAGGACAGAGGAGAGGCGCCUACAGAGGAGAAACUAUCGCUACUGAAGACUGUCCUUCAAAGCCCCCUGUUCCACCAGAUACUGAACAUACAACAGACUAAAUCACAGCUGCCCCAGGUGAACACAUCCAUACCCAAGUCGGUCUCUCUCAACGCCGGCCUGUCCACCUCCAUGUCGCUGGGCCUGAGGGGUCUGUCCCACAGCGACUCCUACACCUGGGCACAGAACAACAGCUCCCGAGAGUUUGUUUCCCCCGGGCCGGACACAGAUGAGGAAGACGGGGAAGGGGGGGGUUGUAGCCCCAGGACCGAACCUGUCGUUCCCCAGCAGAAGUUCGGAGGCAGCCUCUGUACACUAAACACGCACGCGGAGAACCGCUCCACCGCCGCCAAGGUCCAAAGCAUGACUCAGCUGUGUACUCCUCCGCGUAUCUCCCGCACUCUCUCCAUGGGACGGAACCUGUCGGAUAUCGCCAACGAUAAGCGUCACGUGGAGAUGAUAGAGCUGGAGAACGAUGGGAAGGGCCUGGGCUUCGGGAUCGUUGGGGGUCGCACCUCCGGAAUCAUGGUCAAAACCAUCCUACCAAGAGGGCCUGCUGGUUUGGACAAGCGUCUCCGUAGCGGUGACCACAUCCUGCGCAUCGGCGACACAGACCUGGCGGGGAUGGACAACGAGGAAGUGGCUCACGUCCUCCGCGGCGCGGGGCCCAGGGUCAAACUGCUCAUCGCCAGGGAUGUCGCCGUCUCCACGGGCAACGAUCUGUCCCUCUCCGCGCCCCUGCUCCCUCAGCUCGCCCAGCAACAGCAGAGGAUGACCAGAAUGGGGAACCAGCUGUGCGAUGCAGGGGAGGGCAGCGAGUACAGCAUCCAGUUCAGCAAGAACAGCGUGGGCCUCGGAUUCACCGUUGGUAGCUCCCCGGGGCAGCGCCAGUCCGGGGUGCACGUGAGGAGCAUCGUGAAGGGCAGCGCUGUGGACCAAGACAACCAGAUACACAUUGGAGACAAGAUCUUAGCCGUGGAUGGAGUUAGCCUCCAGGGCUGCAGUGAGCAGAGGGCCCUGGAGAUCCUGAGGGAGACGGGCCAGAUCGUCCGACUGAGGCUGGCGAGGAGGGCCUCUGGGGCGGGCGAGCACCUGAAGUCGUCCACUUCCUCCCUGGAGACCCAGGGAGUCAUCAACAGAGGAGAGCCCGGAAGACAAAUGUCUCUGCGCGAGAUGUCCAGAAGAGCCAGCAUGCUAAGCCGAGGACAGCGACCAGACGCCAGAACAGGAGUGAAGCUGACGGAUGCGGAGGAAGAAGAGCUAAGAAACAGAUGGCAGGGAGCCCUGGGACUCCGCUAUCAAGUGGUGGUGUGCCAGCUGGAGAGGUUCAGUGAGAGCCGCGGGCUGGGGAUCAGUCUGGAGGCCAGGGCUGGACAUCACUACCUGUGCUCCAUCCUCCCCGAGGGGCCAGUUGGACAGAGCGGGAAGAUCCGUGCCGGAGACCAGAUCCUGGAGGUGAACGGCAUCCCUCUGAUAGGUGAGAGCCACAGGGAGGUGAUCAGUAUUCUCCGGGAGCUGCCUCCGCGGGUGGUUUUGGUAUGCUGCCGCAUCUUGGCCCCUCAGCCACGGCACGGCGACGAAGACGAGGACGAGGACGAAGAAUUACAGGUCACCCUCAAAGAGCUGCUGUCUGAGUUGAAUGACAUGUCCCAGUACGACCAGCCCUGCUGCCUACUUCCUGGUUGUAACAACGUGGAUUGUGGGAAUCGCGGUGUUAAGCCCGUGUCUCCUCCAUUGGCCAUGUGGGAGAGGGACAGCCAGAUCAUUGAGCUGGAGAAAGGAGAGGAAGGCCUGGGGUUCAGCAUCCUGGACUACCAGGACCCAGAGGAUGCCUCUAAGACGGUACUGGUGAUCCGGUCGCUGGUCCCUGGGGGCGUGGCUGACACAGAUGGCCGACUGCUUCCUGGAGACCGGCUCAUGUCAGUCAACAAUGUGGACCUGGUCAGCUCGACGCUUCAACACGCUGUGAACAUCCUGAAGUCCAGCGACUGUGGAACGGUGCGCAUUGGCGUUUCCAAACCCCUGCCGAUCGAGUGUUGUGUCCUGGAGUCCAUCCCGGAGUCGCUAAGGUCCUCCAGAGAUGAGAUCCGUUCCUCGCGGGAUGAGAACGAUACUCAGUACUCGGCUGGGAUGCUAGCGUCCCCUUCAUUGCGGCAGGCACAUGCUGACAGUUACAGCUCACAGCCGAGGAACAGACUGCACUGCUACAAGGACGAGAAAUCUCUGCAUCAGCGCCUCGGCGGCAACAUGCAGGACAGCGAUAAGCACCUGGCCCCGGCCCCUUUUGGCAGCCAUUUUGAGAGGACAAUCACUGUUGUCAGGGACAACCGUAACCUUGGCAUGACCGUGAGCGCUGUGAAGGACGGCUCCGGGAUGUUGAUCCGGUCAGUGGUUCAGGGGGGUUGUGUCAGUCAGGACGGGAGACUGGGGGUGGGCGAUGUCAUCCUGGCCGUUAACGGAGAACCCACCACCAACCUGAGCAACGCCCGGGCCCGCGCCAUGCUGAGACGCCAUUCUGUUAGAGGACCGAGUAUGAGAUCUGACGGUCAUUGCUGUUUUGAUGUGACGCUUGUUCCCUCGUCUUUGGUUGAGGAGCACCGCGCCUCCCUGUCCCUGAAGCCCCUGUCCUCCGUCGAGGGACCCCCUCACAGCCCCCCCGCCCCCUCCACGCCCCCUCCUUCUGGACAUCGCACCCCCUCUCCCGGAACCGCUGAUUCAGACCCGGCUGCCGGCCCAGUGUCGCCCACAAGGCGUCUAGGUUCUCCUCCGCGCCCGUCCAGACCUGUAGGUCCAGUUACCAACACAGGGGCUCCAGGUUCUGGCUCCGUCUCGAGCAAAGGCCCACCCAGACCUCCACCACCAGACCACAGCCUAAUCCCCAAGCCCAUGCCUCUGGUGGUACAGCCACCGGAGGAGGAGCCGGGCCUGAGUGUGGAUGGGGGCCGCGGGGAGGAGGAGAAAGGAGAGCAGGAGACCAGGGAAGAGGGUGGAGGAGAGGAGGAGACGCUGCAACAUCCUAACAACCUCAGCUGGGGUCAGCCGAGAAGGGUCCAGCUGGGUCGUUCUCCAGGUCGGUCACUGGGCAUCAGCAUCACGGGGGGGCGUGGGAUGGGCAGCCGGCUGGGGGGGGGCGAGGUGGUCAGGGGCGUGUUCAUCAAACACGUCACCCCAGACAGCCCCGCCGGGCGCAGUGACAGCAUCCACCCCGGAGACAGGAUUCUGGAGGUGGGGGGGGCGGACCUGAGAGAUGCCAGCCACGAGGAGGCGGUGGAGGCCAUUCGCCGGGCGGGAGACCCGGUUGUCUUCCUGGUGCAGACCGGACCGGACCGACCGCAGACGUCUCCGCUGCUCACCGGGCGACAGAGGCGAGCGUCACGGUCGGACCCUGUCCACGAGGUUCCUGAGAGUGGACUGUCCCCUAGUGUCUUCCCCAGCAACCCCUUCACCCCUAAACCCUUUAAGCAGGCAGCCAAUAGGACUACAGCCGUCUCCACAACGGGAACAGCCGGAGGCACGGAGGACGGCAGCUGGAGGAAGAUGAUGGCCAGGUACGGCCGCCUGCCGGGGGAGCUCCAUAUGAUUGAGCUGGAGAAGAUCCCCGGCGGAGGUGCCGACGCAGCGCCUCCUGGUUCUGGCCCGGGUCUGGGGCUCCAGCUUACAGGGGACCGAGACGGGUCCCGAGCCCAACUGGGUGUCUACGUGGCCGGCAUUGACCCGCAGGGCGCCGUGGGCCGGGACGGACGGAUACGAGUCGGGGAUGAGCUACUGGAGGUAAGAUCAACAGUCAGAUCCUGUAUGGACGCAGUUAUCAGAAUGCUGCUUCCAUCCUCAACAGUGCCCCUUCCAGAGUCAAGAUCAUCCUGAUGAGGAAUAAGGCAGAUCCGACUGGGGUUCCUCACGGACCAAUGGAAGAUUCCUCUUCCCAACCCUCCAUCCCUCUUUCCUCCUCUCAUUCCUCCAUCCCUCUCUCCUCUCAUC